AUGCAGAUCACUUCCUCUCUCCUGAGCGCUGCGGCUGUCGCCGUCCUCGCCGGUACCGCAAACGCAACCCCAGUCACCCGCCGCGCCGCUGCGGGACAGGUCGUCUCCCAGUGUUUCCAGCCCGGCCUCGUCGCACUCACCUUCGACGACGGCCCGUUCCAGUUCACCCCCCAGCUUCUCGACAUCCUGAAGCAGAACGACGUCAAGGCGACCUUCUUCGUCAACGCCAACAACUUCGGCAACAUCGAGACGGUGCCCAACCCCGACACCAUCCGCCGCAUGCGCGCCGAGGGCCACAUGGUCGGCUCCCACACCGGCACCCACCCGGACCUCCAGACCAUCUCGACAGCCGACCGCCAGGCCCAGAUGGUGCAGGUCGAGGAGGCCACCCGCCGUAUCGACGGCUUCGCGCCGCGCUACAUGCGUGCGCCCUAUCUCUCCUGCCAGGCCGACUGCCAGGCCGACCUCGGCGCCCUCGGCUAUGUGAUCGUCGACACCAACCUCGACAGCAAGGACUACGAGAACAACACCCCCGAGACCACCCACCUCAGCGCCGAGAAGUUCAACAACGAGCUCAGUGCCGACGUCGGUGCCAACUCGUACAUUGUUCUCUCCCACGACGUUCACGAGCAGACCGUCGUUUCGCUCGUGCAGAAGAUGAUCGACACCCUGAAGGGCAAGGGGUACCGCGCCGUCACGGUCGGCGAGUGCCUUGGCGAUGCUCCCGAGAACUGGUACAAGGCCUAG
This is a messenger RNA of Colletotrichum chrysophilum, 747 nucleotides long. RefSeq lists its product as uncharacterized. The record is from RefSeq and is a predicted model, not a curated record. The transcript is spliced from 2 exons. Gene Ontology annotation, biological process: carbohydrate metabolic process. NCBI's taxonomy places the organism in Eukaryota, Fungi, Ascomycota, Sordariomycetes, Glomerellales, Glomerellaceae. The coding region runs from base 1 to 747 and encodes 248 amino acids. Gene Ontology annotation, molecular function: hydrolase activity, acting on carbon-nitrogen (but not peptide) bonds.